UCGAUUUCAGUAGGUGAUCCGAGAAAGGAAAACGAUGGACAACAAGGCACUUUUGUUUCUUAUGCUAUUGUAUCUAAGGUAAGUAAAGCCACUGUACGUAGAAGGUUCCAAGACUUUGUAUGGCUUUACAAUGUCUUAUAUACUCAUUAUCCUGCUUGUAUUGUACCUCCUUUACCUGAAAAACAUCGAUUAGAAUAUGUUAAAGGGGAUCGAUUUGGAACUGAUUUUGUAGAAAAACGAAGGACAAGUAUGGAACGGUUCUUACAACGUAUAGCUAGACAUCCUAUCCUUGGUCGAGCUCAAUUCUUUAUCAUGUUUUUGGAAUCAUCGGAAUUUAAUGAUGCAUCGGCAAGGGCUUUACGUGAAGGACAAGAAACAAUGAUGGAUACAAUUGGUGAUUCACUUUUGAAUGCAUUUGCCAAAAUUCGAAAACCUGAUCAACAAUUUGUGGAUAUGAAGAAUCGUGUAGAUCGUUUAGAAGAAAAUUUCUCUUUAUUGGAAAAAACCUUGACAAGAACCAAUAAACGAACAGAUGAUUUAUCUCAUGAUUAUAUGGAAUUGGCUUCAAGUAUUCGUGGUUUGGGUCAAUUGGAAACUACUUUUCAACCUAGUUUGGACACUUUUUCUGAUGCUACCAUUGGUUAUGCUAAGAAUAUUAGUACCAUGGCUUCCUAUGAUUCUGAAUGGUUAAGUGAAGUUCAUGAUUAUAUGUCUUAUCACAAUGCAAUGAAGGAUGUAUUAAAAUUACGAGAUCAAAAACAAUUGGAUUUUGAAGAAUUGACAGAUUAUUUACAAUCAACCAUCAAAGAACGGGAAAAGACAAUGUAUCCAUCUGACACAACUGGUGGAUUGACUGAUUAUUUAACUGGCAAACUCAAUGAAGUCCGUGGUGCUGAUGCUGAAAAGAUUCGUCGGGAACGUGUUUUAAGAUUAGAUGAUCGAAUUCGUGAAUUACAAGAUGCCAUAGAACAAACUCAUGAAGUAUCCAAUGCUUUUUCGGAUCAAGUGAAAAAGGAAAAUGAAUUCUUUGUACGGAACAAUGCCAUUGAAAUGCAUGAUGCUCUUGAAACUUAUGCUAAUGCAAAGAUCGAUUUUUAUCAAAAGGGUGUUGAUCUUUGGCGUCAUGUGGUUCAGACCUUAGAAAAUACUGGAUGAUACCUUUAUACUCUUAUUUAGUUAGUUUCAUUGAUGAUCAUUUGUUGUUAUGCACUUAGCUCAUCAUAUUUGUAUUGAUCAAUAAAAUAAAAUAUAUAUAUAUAUAUAUAUUUACCAUAGUGUCAACAUUGUUGAUCUUAC
Halteromyces radiatus is the source of this 1296-nucleotide messenger RNA. RefSeq lists its product as uncharacterized. The annotation marks the transcript as partial. The record is from RefSeq and is a predicted model, not a curated record. Gene Ontology annotation, molecular function: phosphatidylinositol binding. Gene Ontology annotation, biological process: cytoplasm to vacuole targeting by the Cvt pathway; autophagy. Lineage: Eukaryota; Fungi; Mucoromycota; Mucoromycetes; Mucorales; Cunninghamellaceae. Gene Ontology annotation, cellular component: phagophore assembly site. The transcript is spliced from 9 exons.